UCUGCCAAUUCAUUGAUUGAUUUCCAUUCAAAGAAGCUGCAGUACAGCUUUUAUGAAGGACUGAGCUGGGUGGAAAGGACAAGCAUAGUCGGGACAGGGGCGGACUGACAACUCAUGGGGCCCCCGGGCAAUAGGAGAUCGAUGGGGCGCCUGAGUCCUUGGCCACACUCAAAGCACACCCAAAAAAAGCCUAUAAAAGGUACCAGGAGAAUUUAUAUAGGGCCCCUACUGACCCCGGGCCCUUGGCCAGUGCCCGAGUGCUCGAAUGGUCUGUCCGCCCCU
Molecule: messenger RNA, 282 nt
Organism: Staurois parvus
Lineage: Eukaryota; Metazoa; Chordata; Amphibia; Anura; Ranidae
Source: the annotation of a GenBank genome assembly